UCCUCAUGGCUGUCGUUGACAGCAGUUGCAAGUACGUGCUUGUUCAUGUGGGGGCUGAAGGUCGCGUGAGCGACGGAGGCGUAUUUAAACACUCUGCAUUUGGCAAGGCCCUUGUCAAUGGAGACCUCAAUAUACCCUCACUUGGCCUGCUCCCAGGAACUACAACAGCUUUACCCCACGUCUUCGUUGGGGAUGAAGCUUUUCAGUUAAGAAAAGACUUUAUGCGCCCAUUUCCUUCCAAGCAACUUGAGGAUGAAAGAAGAGUCUUCAACUACAGGUUGAGCCGAGCAAGACGGUGUGCUGAAAACGCGUUCGGGAUCACAGCAGCAAGGUGGCGUAUCCUACUGCGGACCAUUAACUUGCUCCCCACAAACGUGGACUUUGUUGUCAAGGCUGCCUGUGUCUUGCACAACUUCCUAACUGUCCUCAAUCCACAGUCGGACAAUUACAGUGAUCAAGAGGACAAGUUUGGAAACUUUGUAGCAGGACGCUGGCGCGAAAGCAUCCAAGCUGCGUUGGGAGACGACAGAAUGCAGCAGUUUACCCCCCUUCAGUCAACACGAUCAAGAAACUACGACAGUGAAGCUGCACAUGCCAGGAACCUCUUUGCAGCCUAUUUUUGCAGCAAAGUAGGUGAGGUUCCAUGGCAGUGGCACCAACCAGGUGUUUCCAAAGAAGGCGCUUUGAAGCGUCUACGUGAGCAGCAGUUCUACCAGCUGCAAUGAUGGCGUGCCGGACGACGUUACUGAAGAUGCCUGUGCACGAGGUGCAGGCGUUGCCGCUGGCGGCACCGACACCUCUGUUACCACCACAUCCUCCGCCUCCUUCUCCUGCUCCUCCAACUCGUACACGUGCACGUACUCCUCAUUGGCAAAGUGGCACAUGUCGUCAAAGAGCUCUGCAGCAGUGGGCCCUUCCUCCAGGUUGUUAUGGCUUGCUCCGACAGGUUCCUCCUGCUGGCUCAGCAUUUGGAAGUUCCCUGAUGUGCUGAUACAUUUGAAGAAAGAAAUGUUCAUUGUAGAUACUUUUGGCUGUAAAUAUUUCAAA
Messenger RNA from Dermacentor albipictus, 1047 nucleotides. RefSeq lists its product as uncharacterized. NCBI's taxonomy places the organism in Eukaryota, Metazoa, Arthropoda, Arachnida, Ixodida, Ixodidae. The record is from RefSeq and is a predicted model, not a curated record.